Populus nigra (black poplar) is the source of this 831-nucleotide messenger RNA. Its product is annotated as histidine-containing phosphotransfer protein 5-like. The transcript has 6 exons. Gene Ontology annotation, biological process: cytokinin-activated signaling pathway; phosphorylation; phosphorelay signal transduction system. Gene Ontology annotation, cellular component: cytoplasm; nucleus. Lineage: Eukaryota; Viridiplantae; Streptophyta; Magnoliopsida; Malpighiales; Salicaceae. Gene Ontology annotation, molecular function: histidine phosphotransfer kinase activity; protein histidine kinase binding. Bases 161 to 619 code for a protein of 152 amino acids. The record is from RefSeq and is a predicted model, not a curated record.
AUAUAAUUCAUGCUUUCCUCCUUGCUAUUUUAGCCCAAUUUUCCGUUACGCUUGAUAUAGUGCUGCUCCCAGUAUGCAGCCAUAAAAAUCUGUUCCUUUGCCCCCCCUCCCAUUUAAUCACUUUGUCAGUGUUGAGACCCGACCCGACGCGACCCGACCCAUGGAUCUUCUUAAUCAGUUGCAGAGACAGUAUACCGAUUUCACUACCCUUCUCUACCAAGAGGGUUUUGUGGACGAUCAGUUCACUCAGUUGCAAAAGCUGCAAGAUGAGAGCAGCCCUGAUUUUGUGGUGGAGGUUGUGUCUCUCUUCUUUGAAGAUUGUGAAAAGCUUGUUAACAAUAUGGCCAAAGCCUUAGAACAGCAGGAUGUUGACUUCAAACAGGUGGAUUCUCAUGUCCAUCAACUGAAAGGUAGUAGCUCCAGCAUAGGUGCAGCAAGAAUUAAAAAUGUCUGCAUUGCCUUCAAAACUUUUUGUGAAGCCCAAAACCGUGAAGGGUGUUUGAGAUGUCUGCAACAAGUGAAUCAUGAACACACUCAAUUGAAGACCAAUCUUCAAUCUUUAUUCACGCUGGAGCGACAGAUUGUGGCAAAUGGGGGGUCAAUUCCUGUGAUGCAAUAAGUAAUGUUGAUAUAAUCUCCUUUCGACACAAAUAGAAAGGUGAAAGUUAAUGUUACAGAUACAAUUGUAAGUUCAAGAUACUUGGGAGUUCUUUGAAAUUUGUAUGAUAGAGGGGUAUGUUAAUUGACUUUUAUAUAUCUGCUGCCGCAAAGCAUAUAACUUUUGCCCCCUUUUAGGGGUGUUUAGCAAAGUGAUAGAAGUUGCCUUUCAAA